Coccinella septempunctata (seven-spotted ladybird) is the source of this 1259-nucleotide messenger RNA. RefSeq names its product CDAN1-interacting nuclease 1. The record is from RefSeq and is a predicted model, not a curated record. The coding region runs from base 133 to 972 and encodes 279 amino acids. The transcript is spliced from 5 exons. Lineage: Eukaryota; Metazoa; Arthropoda; Insecta; Coleoptera; Coccinellidae.
AUAUUUGUCAAGUUUCUGUAGCGAAGUGCUGAGAGUCUCUGGGAGUUUUAUAUUUUGUGUUGAACAAAAAAUUGAUUGAUUUGUGUAAUAGGUUUUCGAAAUUUCGACGGUUUAUAAUUUCAUACAUACAAGAUGUCAAUGAAAGCAGAGUUGUUCAAAGAAAUCGUGACUUUCAUCAAGGAAUAUAAAGGAUUGACUUUUUAUUGCCUGGAUGAAUUAGAAAAGUUAUACCCCAGUGUGAGUAAGGAUGCACUAGCAAGUAUUUUGUCUUAUGAAUUCCAAAGUAAAAUGAGGGCUGUGUAUUCUAAAAGUCAGCAAGCUCGUAACAAAUAUUGGGAAGCUUAUAAUAAAGGUAUGAAAGCAAAAGAAGAUGGUGUUAUACUUAGGAUAUCUAAAGAUGAAGGAAUUGCCCCAUGUCUUAUUGCAAAACUCAUUUUGCUUGAGUAUUUAGAGAGAUCAAAAAAAGUUGAAGAUGAAAAUGUCUUACAGACUGUGAAUAGAUAUUUGAAAAAUACUUCACUGAUACCAGAUGGGGAUUUAGCUGUUGAAGUAUUUAUGUGUACAGUUUUUGAUAAUUUGUAUAGUCCAGCUGCAGAUGUUAUAAGACAUGCAACUGGCCAACAAUAUGAAAUUCAGCUUCAUAAAGAGGUGACAAAGUUGAAUUUGGCUUUUAGAGAUGAAGAAUACUUGAGGAGAUGGGGUUAUGACAAAACACCAGACAUCAAACUGGAGGUGCCCAUUUCAAUUGAUGGUUUUCUUGUGAACUGGAUUGAAAGUAAAGGAUUAUUCGGAUCUGAAAAAGUUCACAGGGAAUAUACUGAAAGUCAGUAUUUAAGCUAUUGGAAUAGGUUUGGCCCAGGUUUGGUUAUCUACUGGUUUGGUUAUGUUGAAACAAUAAUUGACCCGAACAAUAAAAGUUUUCUAAUACGUGACCAUAUGCCCACAGAUAUUAUUACAAUAGGAAAUAAAUAAGUGAUUUAAGAAUCGUUAUUAUUUGUUGAUGUUGCUUACUACAAAAAAGUUUCAUCUUUUUCAAAGUAUGUAUUCUUAAGCUCAGUACACAUUUUUAUCUCUGUUAAUUAUAAUCUUCAUGAUCACAUCUAUUUUAUAAAGAUUCCACUGAAAUAAUUCAGAGUUUUUAUUCUGUUUUCAUUAUUCCAUAUUUAUAAAACCUAAGCUUGUACUGAUUAAGAUAUAAGUUUUUCUGUGAUAUAAAAAUAUUUUUGUAAUUAUAAUUAAUGAAUAAAAAUACCAAUUUU